AUGGCAACCAACAAGGAAGGUAAGAGAAACUUUUAAAAAAUGAUUAUUAAGCCCUGAGCUUUCCAUGUCGGGAGGAACAUCGGCAAGCGUCGCUUCAGUUUAAGCUUGCCCAGCGCUUCCUUCAGAUUUGCCUCUUUGUCUUUUCCCAGGAGGAAGCCACCCCAAAGUCGGAGGAGAUAGAAGAAAAAGGACCGUUUUCACCCCUGCCCAAAUCGAGCUUUUAAAGAAGGAGUUUGAAGAGAACCAGUACCCCGGAUACGAGACCAGGGAGGCGCUGGCGAGGUGCAUCGGAAUUGAAGAAGAUCGUGUGCACGUAAGAAUCGGGAUGGUGGGGGCUCCCAAGACUUCCCUAAACCGCACAUACUGGAACAAUUUGAAACGCUCAGAAUAAUCCUUGCGUAGUCGAAGGCCUUAGUUCUCCCGGGUGCCUCUCAGCUUUUGGGGGGGGGUGUAUCGUGGAUGUAAAGGGUGGGUGAGUUGUGCUCCCUCCUUUUCAAAUUUAGGAAGAAAUUGUGCCCAUACUUGUUCAGAAAUCAUGGUUCCUGAUUAAGGCUUCCUUUUCCUUCCAAGUUAAUUUAUGCACAGCACGCAUUCAUUUAAUGCAGAUUCUGAGUUUUCUGAGAUUCUGUCCCCAAACAGAGCAGAACAAAUGGGUAGGUCUUCUGAGUGAGGUAUUUAAAAUUACUAUUACUAUAUUUAUGGAAUUUUAAAAACAAUUGUCUUCCAGCACAAAUGCACACAGAGAUGUUAAGUCUUGUAUGCAGGCAUCCACUUGGCAUUAACAAAUGCUUGACAAUUUCUUACAGAUGAAGCUCACAUCCACAGGUUAUACUUCAAUAAAGUGAGUCUUGUGGAACUGUACACUUGUGCAGCUUUUAAAGUGGCUUUUUCUGAUACUGCAGAACAAAAUACUGUACAGCCAAAUAGCAGUAUUUAGUCAUUCCAACUUAGAAGCUUUAUGAUUAACAGUAACGGGAUAUUAUGAACAUGGGAUAUUUGAAUGUGGAGCUGAAGAUAGUAGAAAAAUGCUGCAGAGAACUAAAGAGAAACCCCAGAGGAAUAAGCAUAAUUUAUUAAAUGUAAUUCUCUCUGUUGGAUCAAAAAGACAUAUUCAUGGUAACAAUGUCUUCUAUACUGGUUCUCUCCUUUCUUCUGUUCAGAUCUGGUUUCAAAAUAGACGAGCCAGAACACCAAAGAGGAUUGGUUCCAGGAUAAGGAUCGGGAACCAUGCUGCACCUCCUUAUAGCCACAGUGAAGGAACCCGUCCAAGAAGCAGCCUGGACAGCAGCCCAAGAAGCAGUCCAGGAAACAGCCAAAAUAUUCACACGGAACAAUAUUACCAGCCACACAACUUGCAUUAUGCUGAAAGCUAUGGAGGAGCAGGGUUGUGGCAGCCACCUCUCAACAACACGCAACCAGGAGAGCACCUCUGUGCCCCGCAACAGCAGAGCUCCCUGGAAUUGAAGCCUGCUUAUUCCCAGCAAGCUGCUUUUUGUGGAACUGGGCUUUAUGAGACUUCCCAGGCGAGCAACUGCCCAGUUCCAUAUUACGGUGCGGAGAUGGUGAGGCAGCCUCCACCAUCAGCUGGGAACUUCUUCAUGGCAUCAAGCAGUUAUACUCCCUGGUCUGCAACGGGGAAUUAUUCAGCUACAAAUCCUGUACAAAUGCAGAACGUUGAUGGAAGUGUUUCGGACUCUCAGUUUUUCUCUUUAAGUCAGGUUCCAGAUUAGCAUCCCAACUCCUUCCUUGCUAUCCUGUACAUAUUUUCCAAGCUCCCUCUUUUAAUGCCUUUUAUUGUAUUACUUUGAUAUUUUGAAUAAAGUUUGUUCCUUUACUAGCUUGUCUGGAGUCUUGAUUUAAUUUUCCAUUUACUGAAACAUUCACUUUCCUGUGUGCAAGCAUAUAAACAUGGGCUUAAUUUUCCCAUAGAAAAAAGUCAGUUGUGAGGUACAUGUGGUUCUAGAGAUAAAAGGUCAGGUCUCCCCCCCCCAGGUUAAUUCCCCCCACCCCAAGGUUUGUGGUCUACUGCCUUCAAUGAAGCUUUAUGGGAGGGUUGCCUGUGAACUAGAGGUACCACUGUAUAUGCCUGAGGGAAGAUAGCCGCGCCCUGUGGUGGCGCCUGGGGAGCGGCUACGAGAUAACCCUUAAGGGCUUCCCUCUCGACACUGUCUUCCCUUAUUACGUUCCGCCGCAUCAGCGCUAUAACGAACGUCUUGCUGGGGCAACGGGGGGGGGGGGCGGGGGUGUCCUUCCCGCUCCUCUUUCUGGUCCCAACGGCCGCCCAUCCCCCACACCCGCUCCCGUCGCCUCAAAGAAUCAGUGUUGACGCCGCGCGCCAUUUCCCGCUCAAACCGCCCCGCGCAUGCGCCCCCGCCUGUCCUGCCUUGGCGCCUUUUGGCCACGCCUUCCCCUGCGGCGUCGCCUUGGCCGCCCUCCUCCUCCUCCCUGGUCUCCCCGCUUCUCCCCUCCCCCCUCGGUCUCCUCUUCGCUCCCUCUUCACACAAUGGCCCCUCACCCCACCCCGCAGGGGUGACCCACCCGUGAGGCGAGAUAAGCGCAUUAGCAUGUCUGGCCUCUGAGGAAGGCUGCCCCCUCUCGCCUUCCCUGCUGCUCCUUUCAUUCCUUCAUCCUUCUGCUCCCCUGUGGCCCCUCCAGGCUCAGCGCCCCAGGGCAGGGGGACCGGCUGGGCUGCCCUAAAUCCGCCUCUGCUUGGGAGCUGGAUCUUCCUCACUUCCACUUCUACCCCACUCCAAAUCUGCCUCUACAGCAGCUUCGGGGCGAAGAGGAGGCGCCACUGGUCUCUUCCCGCCUUUCUUCGCCAUUUGAUCUUGAUCCCCCAACAAUCUCCAUUCUCCCCUUCUUCCCGGGGGGGGGGCAGUUUUGGGACUCGUCUCAGGGGACCAAAUGUCUAGGCCGGCCCUGCUGACCCCUGCAGGAGUAAGUCUGGCCAAGGUGGCUGGGACGUCAGCUCAGGCAAAUGCAACCCAGGGAGGAUUUCACCCUGAAGCCUCUGCCCCCUUUUUCAUCUUUGCCUCCUUCUGAACCUGCCCCUGGGAAUUCGGCUGGUGUUUCUCUCCCUCCUCCAUAAGGAAAGCCCUGAGCACUAGCAUUCCCUGGGCGGUUGCCAGAUGCUGAGGGGUGAGCGCUCUGCACAUGCCUAGGAGUAAACCAUCUACCAGCUCCUGUUAGAUUCCCUUAGGUGAGAGAAAAGGUUUCUAGAGUGAUAGCCCAGUAGGUGCCUCCCAGAACUCAUUGGAGGAAGAGUAAAUGGUGACCACCACAGCCCUGUCGAAAACGAGGACACAGAUAUCAUUCAAUGGGUCUGUGCUAAUGUAGGUAAUAUUCAUCUGUCUGUUUUGAAGUAUGGUUGAUUGCCACCCCCCUCAAUUUUAUUAUUUUAUCACUUAGUAAACCACGUUGCAGUUUUUUGUUUUACAAUCAAGUGGUGUAUACAUUUAAUGAAAUAAACAAAUGGCCAAAGGCAACUUAAAAACAAUUACUGUAAUUUUAAUACAAAUAUACUACUUCUCACCGUAUUUAGGUGACCUGAAUGCCUGCUUGGUCUGCUGUCCAAAUGCUGACUGUUGGUGGGCAUUUGUUUGAAAACUGCAGCUAGACUAUAAAGCCUUUCAAAGAAUGGUGUGUCUGCUAUGUCUCUGUUCCAGCACUCUUUUGUUUAAUCAAAUUUCCACUAUACUUUUCUUCAACAAGGCUACACUUUGUGAAAAACAACCUACUCACAAUGGGCUUCAGAAACCACAAAGUGGCUGUCUAACAACAUGCAGAUUGUCACACUCACACAAAUUAAUUAAUUAAUUAAUUAAUUACAGAUCGUUCCAAAGAGCACCCACAUUGAAGUAUGAUUUCCGGUAUGCCUGACCUGGAGUCCUCAUUCAGUGCGGUCCAGGCAGAUGACUGUAUAUCCUCGUCCUCUGUCAGUCAACCUCGCUUGGUAGAUCCUCUUGUAUCCGUAACCUCUUCAAGCCAACAUAUAAACGUUAAGGAAGCCACUGUGCAAAGAGACAGCUCAGGCUUUAUUGAAGACCCUGCUGGCCACAUCAAUCAAAUUACCACCCCUUCGAUACCUUCGGCUGUAUCACGCCUGGCGCGGUCUCAGACCCUUGGCAAUGCUUCUUCCACCAGCAACCAGAGUAUCUGACUAGCACAUAGUCCCUCCCCAAACUGCUUCAAUGUGCUAUCCUGGAACGUGGCGGGAUGGACGUUCAAACAGGAUGGCGGGGAUAUGAUAGAGUUUUUAGCGAAAUUCCAGAUUAUGGGUAUACAAGAGACCUGGUGCUUAGAAUCGUCACCCCCCCCUUCCCUAUUGGGCUAUGAUGCUUUUGUGAUUCCUGCGACCAAAACACAUUUGUAUGGGCGCCCUAGUGGAGGCCUGGUAACAUUUGUUUCGCAGGAGCUUCAUCUUAAUAUCUCUCCUCUCCUUUGGUUAGAGAGUAAUUGUAUUCAAAUUUUGCACAUCACUAACAGCCCGGUUGGGGACUUCAUAUGUGUUAAUUUGUACAAUCCAUCUACCUACUCCUCUUCCCAUACAAAUCGGUUUUGGGAGGAUCUAAGAUUUAUCCUUGAUAAAUCUGUGGCUGAAUUCCCAAAGUCAGAGAUCCUCAUAAUGGGGGACUUUAAUGCCAGAAUCGGAGCAGAUAUAAGCUCAUUCACCGAUAAGUCGCAACUAUUCAUACAAGAGGAGUGGUUUCCUACGUGGAAUUCACAUGACAAGACCAUUAAUAGGGCUGGCAUCAUACUGUUGGAGUUUACCAUUAACUGCGGGCUGCACAGCUUGCAUGGUACACCCAAAGACUGGUCCGGGGAUACUAUACUUUUCUAGGAUCUAGAGGGGCAAGCGUUAUAGAUUAUAUCUGGUCCUUUUCGGCACUUAAUGAUAAGGCAUAUUGUUUCAAUGUGUUCAACAGAACCGAAAGUGACCACCUUCCUAUUGCCAUCUCCUUCCACCACACACAGCUGGGGCUCCCCAGCUCACUCCCCCACCAGGAUUCACUGACCUUAGCCCCGGUCGUAAGAAGUGGGAUAUCUAUUUGGAGCAAGACAUAAAAGUCCUCCUAAAUUCCCCUGAGAUCCUAGCCCUGAAAGCUCAGCUGGUAACAAUGAAUGUGAAUCAUUUCUCAAGUUUCCAACAAAUUCUAGCCUACUUGCUCCCAACACUUACGAAACCCUCCCGUGCGAGUCUAACCUGGAAGAAUCAAACUUGGUUCGACCAAGAAUGCAAACAGUGCAGAAGUAGGCUUAGAUUUCUUCAGUCUGAUAUGAAAUCAGACAGCACCCAGAGCAAAAUCAGGGAGUUAGCCCAAUUCCGUUCUUACUACAAGAAGUUGCUCCAACAUAAGAAAUUGAUCUUUGCGAAAGAACGCUGGACGGCAUUGUCAGUGGCCAUUAAAACCCGUGACGACAAGAAAUUCUGGAAUUUAAUUAAUGCAGGUUUAAGACCCCCCUCAUUCAUCGUUAAUAACAUCACAGCAGCCAGUUGGCACUCUCACUUUGCUCAGCUGUAUUCUGCCCCAGAUUCCGACGUAAACGCAGUUUCCACUCUUCCUGCAUCUCCCUUGCCCACCUGGGAGCCAGUCUCCCCAGAGAGAUGUGUACAACUAAUUAGCAUGUUAUCAGGGGAUAAAUCCCCGGGGGAGGAUAUGAUUCCACCCGAGGUAUUCUUAUCGAACCAGAUGUGGUGGGCCCCUAUUUUUGCAUCUCUCUUUACCACUAUUAAUGCCACUCUUAAGAUCCCGCCAAAUUGGAAACAGAGCAUAGUCAUCCCAAUACAUAAAAAGGGGGACCCACAAGAUCCGCGUAACUAUCGACCCAUCAGCCUGCUAGACAUAUCAUACAAGGUUUACUCUAGAUUCUUGCUAGAGAAAUUAAUCGAGUGGGCAGAAGAAACAAAGCUAUUCCACCCGGAACAGGCUGGCUUCCGUAAAGGUCACAGUACAUCUGGCCAAUGUCUUGUUCUAUUUACCCUGAUUGAUAAAUACCUAAACAGGUUUAACUGCAAACUACACGCGGCUUUUGUGGACCUGACCGCCGCUUUUGACUCCAUUCCCAGAGAUAGGCUAUGGCAGAAGCUUAGUUACACCAACAUAGAUAAGAGACUCCUCCUUCUUCUUAUGGAAAUUCAUAAUGACAUAUCGGCCAGAGUAAAAUUCGGCCCCCUGGGAGCUCUUUCUGAUUCUUUCCCUCUGAAUAAAGGGGUCAAACAGGGCUGCCUCUUGGCCCCUUUUCUAUUCAAUUUCUAUAUCAACGACAUCGUUACAACUAUGCAGGCCCUAAAUCAAUCUGCCCCUCUCUACAACAGCUCAAGAUCCCCAUAUUACUCUAUGCGGACGACAUGGUGAUACUGUCUUUAACCAAGCAGGGCUUAAACAACAUGCUCAGAGGGCUCAUGACAUAUUGUGAUACCAAUUCCCUCAAAAUCAAUUUCGCCAAAACCAAAAUUCUUACUUUUGGCACGAAAACUCGGAAGUCAUUCUGGAACUUUGAGGGCCACUCUAUUGAAUAUUGCUCAGCUUUCAAGUAUUUGGGAAUCACUUUUCAGCAUGGGCUUAGCUGGUCAGCUCACCUAAAUAUGACCAUCCUGGCUGCCCGUAGAACCAUCAAAGCCUUGGAGAAAUUCUUCUAUGCAAAAGGCGGCCAGUUGGUUCCACCAAUCAGAAAAGCAUUUAUUAGCAAAGUCCUCCCGAUGUUACUGUAUGGGGUUGAAAUCUGGGGGUGGAAUUUAAAAACACUUCAACGGCUGGAGAUUCUACAAAACUCUUUUGUACGAAAGAUACUGGGUCUCCCCAAGGGCUCGGUUGCUGCUCAGUUAAGAACAGAACUGGGCCUCCCCUCCAUUGUUGCGAGAGCCCAUAUUAGAAUUAUUAGUUUUUAUUGCAAAUUAAUCAAUGCCCCAGGUUCCCUACUAGCCAGGCAAGCCUUUUUAACUUGUUCUCACUCCAACAAAUGGUCCAAGGCCAUGGAGACUAUUACUGUACGCUACUCCCUCCCAGAAUUCGACACGUUGUCAUCUUGGGACCAACAUAAAAUCCGGGACUGGAUUCUUAUAAGAGAUGAGGCCAUGGACCGGGCACAGUCCACCUCAGCUCGCCUCUCCAUGUGGCUCCCUAAAGUGAAAGUGGUAAGAUCACUUGCCAACUACUUGAUAGACCUGACGGAGCCCAAUUUGAGAAGAGCGUUUACAAUGGCCCGUUUUCAUUCUAUACCCACGGCCUUCUUGCAGGGGACCUACUCUAAGACCCCUAUUACUCAGCGUCUAUGUCCAUGCACAAUGAAUGAAGUAGAGGACUUCAUACAUUUCUUUUUCUACUGCCCUAUUUAUGACCCAAUAAGACCUAAGCUCCUCCUCUUGAUCCCGUCCUCCAUUUCAUCUAAGGAAGACUGUCUGAAAGCACUUCUUGUGGACGCAAAUCCCCAAAUUUCACGUGGGGUGGCAAUCUUCAUAGUGCAGGCUCUGAAACUCAGGGCUACUCUGACAGGGUAGUGUGCCCUAGUCCUGGACCUGUUUAAUUCUUUUAUUACCUUCUUAACUCAAUGUGCUGAGCCUAUUUUGGGGCCAUUUUAUGCUUUAUUUAUAUCCGCAUACUAGUUUUUGGUGCUGGCAACCAAAUCUUUGUAUUAUUGUCUUAGGGUGUUUUAAAUGUCAUUACGCCAGCAAUAUCGCUUUGAAUUUUGCUUGGUUGCUUGUCCCCAACAUUUUUGUAUUGUCUUAUUUUGCUAUGGCUGUAUGCUAAUGCAAUUAAAUUAAAAUUGAAUUGAUUUCCGGUAAAAUAACUUAUGGUGAAAAGAAUCUUUAGGCAAUCUUAAUGCAUGGAAGCGUUAUGGGUAUUUAAAGAGCUUAGAUGGUUAUUUGAAGCUUGCUCUUUAAAAUAUACAUUGAGCUUUUGAAGGAAAUGUCAAGACACAACUCCAGUUUUUCUGAUAUCUGCAGGCAUAACACAUUGCCCACAGUCAAAUUGGACUUAUUUGAGUAAUAUAAUAAUUUUAAUAUUUGAAACGGAAAUGAGAUGAAGUGGGUGUCGAUCAGGGAGAGAGAGCUUUAUUGGCAGUAACACCCCAGCUAUGGAACAGCCUCCUCAGUGAGUCUUUCCUGGUGCCUUCUUUAUCUUCUCUAAAUCAUCUAGUGAAGACCUUUUGGUUCACCCACAUGGUUUAAUUCUUUAUUGAAGCUUGGGUGUUUUAUACUCUCUGUGAUGCCAUCCAUAUAAGUUGCAAAAGAUGUUUUUGGUUCUCUUUUAUCUUUGGUUGAUCAUCAUUUUUAAUUAUUAUAAAUCAAGACAGAUCCAUAUAGUCAGAAAUACGUCCCUCUCAAUCCCUACCAUUUCCUUUACUUAUGUUCUGGGAUUUGGCGCCCAGAAUCUUAAAAUUCAUUAGGAGAUCUGCCCCUGAUUCCAAGCUACUCUGUGUAUAACAUAGGCAAAAUGACAGAAUCUACAUGCUAGAACAGCUUUAGAGAGAUAGAUAAAUGUAAUACAAUAGAUAAAAGGCAAGAUUAAAACAACUCCCAAUUGAGAUCAAAAAGCUAAGGUUGGAGGAUAAAACCUGCAAUAAGAACAAGAUACAAAGCUGAAACUAAAUCUAAAUGUCUUCACCUGACACAUACAAAAACAUCAAAGUGAUGUCUCUGUGAGUGGAAGGUGCAGGAUUUAUUUCCCACAUCCAUCUCUCUGAAAGAGGGAAAGAGUUGAGUGGUGGUGAAGAGAGGGCAUCAUUCCGCAGCAGAGACUGCUAAAUAAGAGGGAGUCACCUUUUCUUUCAGUUGUUUUGCUAAACUGAGUCAAUCCCCUCCCUCCCUCCCUGGCCACCCCUUUGGCCGUUGACUCUUCGGCCGACAGUAAUAACCAAUUGACUUUGACCUACUUUAGUCUGUGAUUUCGUCCUUAGCCCUUGGUUUUAAGCAAUGGCUCCAACCUUAAACUGCUGUUGAUUCCAAGAAACGACAGACUAGCUGAGGUCGUUUAUUGCAUUUUAAAUUGUAUUCACUGCAUGUGAAAAAGCAAUAAAAUACAUUUUAAAAACCGGCGUUGAUAUGCUUAAUAUUUCGCUGUUGGCCCGUUUCGAGCAGUGGUUCCAACCUUAAACUGCCAAGUCAGUGCAAGUAACUACGCCACAACUGAAUAAAGUGGCGAGUCCCACACCUGCAUCGUACAUAAAUCACACUUGCGGUCCAACCAAAGAACACCUUUACAAGGUUGCACACACUUCGUAUCUGAAACGGAAUGCAAUCCCAAUGCAAUCCCUUCUCCGUGGGUUUGAGGGACUGACACAACAGCCCUGUAAUGCAAGUCUGUCGCAGCUCAAAGGUUGGGGGUUAGGUUGCUCUCGGUUUCCUACCCAAAAUCCCUAAUAGAAGGUCAGCCUUAUUGAAACUGCCCUAUUAGGCGUCCUCCCAGUGUUAAUUCAACACUCCAACACGUAUUUCCGAACAGAAACCUGACCUCCUGGUCCGUGUGUUUCAGUAGCCAUGAAGUUUAAAUGUUCAUUAAAACAACCAUCAGCAAAGCGCUAAUAUCAAAUUGGCAUUGCUACUGUUCAUAUUAGGAAGUUACUUUGUGGUACAUUCUGCUUUGAAAUUUGUCAAAUUAUAAUUUAUGCGGUGAAACAUUGUGAUCUUUGAAUCUUGGAGGAGAAAGGGACAUAAUGUAUAAACGAAGUAGUAAUAGGUUGAAACGCAGCUAUGUAUUUGAUACCUCAACUAUGCUUGCUUGUUUCCCUUUCCUCGUCCUCCUACAAAUAAACCCAAUUAUAUGUUCUUAUGGUUUUUAUUUACUGAAUUUAUACGCCGCCCUUCGGUGCCCACAUCGGCAAACAGAAACAGUACACAAUUUAAAAACAAAAACAAAGCAAAACAUUCUAAAACAUUUCGAACAUUAAAAAUAACAAUUGCAAACACCUAAAAGCAAUUUCAGUUAGGAAGAAUCCUAAAAGUAAUUAUAGGAGGUUUGUUGGUUUGUUUUUUCAACUAUUCUUCUGUCCGCUGAUCUCGGGGUUGUCAGGAACGUUAUUCUGCAGCCACCAAAUGCCUGAGCAAACAGGAAUAUUUUCAAAUUCCUAAUGAAACGCAAUAAUGAUGAAGAGAGAGAGCUUUCCGCAACCGGGGAACCUCUUUAAAUGGGCUGGCUGUCCAGAUCGAAUUAAAGCAAAUUAAACCAACUACAACGGCACUGUCGUCUUAUUUAUUUUUGGGUUUAUAAAAGAUUAACAUACGAAUCCUAACUUGCAGGUACCAGCUUGGAAAAGGCAUUCUUGGUGCAAGGAACUCCUCUUCUAAGAUGGCGGGUGACCUUGAAUAUCCAAUGCACCGUUUUUAAAAGAACGUAAGCUGUUUCCUAAGUCUUCAAAACUAGCGAAAAAUGAAUGCAAAUUUAAUCAUAUGUUAAUAAAAUAUAGCUUGCUUACAUAGCUUAGAUUUCUUUCUUCGGUUGCCUCCGCUCUUAUGCAUACCGUAUUAUUCGCAUUUGAUACGAUUGCUGGCAGUUGCCAGAGCCUCCAUCCAAGGCGAUGUACUAAUUUAUUUAGACGGCAGAUGCUGAAAUGAGGGGUAUUGGAAUUAAGUUGUUCCAAGCUUCUUUGUCGAUAUGAAAAAAAUUAUACUUGGUUCUUUUAGAACAACAACAAAACCUUUUAAAAAGCAGAGUACCCGUUUAAGAUACGAAGUGUGUGCUAAAGUGUGUGGGGGGGGGGUUCUUUGGUUGGACCUCGCAAGUGUCAUUUUUGUACAAUGCGGGUGUGGCUUGGCAAAGAAAAGGUGUAGUAGGCGCCCGAAAGAUAUAUCUCUCCCUCCCUCUCUCUCUCUCUCUCUCUCUCUCUCUCCCUCCCUCCCUCUCUCUCUCUCUCUCUCUCUCUCUCCUCUUCCAUUCAGAUGAAGAGUCAAUUGCCAAAGGGGGGUCGACGGAGGGAGGGGUUUGAGCCAGUUUGGCAAAGCAACUGAUUUUUUGAAAGAGAAUGUAACUGUUUCUAUUGGUUGAGAAGCAAGGGUGAAACGCAAAAAUGAUGAAGACGGGGCAGCAGACUGGGAGGGCAUUCCUCAACCGGGAAACCUCGUAUUGGUAGAGAAGUAAGGGUGGGGUGACUCCUCGUAUUGGUUGAGAAGUAAGGGUGGGGUCGCCCAACGGAGAUAAAUGCCCAGACUGAAUCCCCUGCAGAGUGAACGAACCAGAGGGAGUUUUUUCCAUGAUGGCAACCAACAAGGAAGGUAAGAGAAACUUUUUAAAAAAUGAUUAUUAAGCCCUGAGCUUUCCAUGUCGGGAGGAACAUCGGCAAGCGUUGCUUCAGUUUAAGCUUGCCCAGCGCUUCCUUCAGAUUUGCCUCUAUGUCUUUUCCCAGGAGGAAGCUACCCCAAAGUCGGAGGAGAUAG
This is a messenger RNA of Podarcis lilfordi (Lilford's wall lizard), 11371 nucleotides long. Lineage: Eukaryota; Metazoa; Chordata; Lepidosauria; Squamata; Lacertidae. The record is from the annotation of a GenBank genome assembly.